Messenger RNA from Trematomus bernacchii (emerald rockcod), 4004 nucleotides. RefSeq names its product PHD finger protein 21Ab (gene phf21ab). NCBI's taxonomy places the organism in Eukaryota, Metazoa, Chordata, Actinopteri, Perciformes, Nototheniidae. Gene Ontology annotation, biological process: negative regulation of transcription by RNA polymerase II. Gene Ontology annotation, cellular component: histone deacetylase complex. The record is from RefSeq and is a predicted model, not a curated record. Gene Ontology annotation, molecular function: chromatin binding.
UCCGCGCCCCCCGCCGCUCAUCGGCUCCUUUUAACCUGUUUUAACUUUAACCCGUGCUAACAUCAAACGCUUUGUCCCGGGUGAGCGCGCGCCAGGUGCACGUGAGAGUAGUUUGUGUGCCCCCUUCCUCGAGCUCCGCGGCGCAGGGAUCUGAGCGGUGAUGCGGCUGAGAGCUGAAUGAGAUUGAAGAAGAGUUCUUCUUGUUUUGUAGCUUCUCUGUUUUCUUUUUUAAAACACCUUUAAGCUAAACUACAUUUAUAAUAGAGCCUCUGAAUAAAGCUCCGCGGGGAAGGAGUGAUCCGGCCUGUCUGCUCAUGCUGUGCUGCCAUCGUGGAUCGGAUUGUUAUAUAUAUUUAAUUAAUCUGGAGGAUCUGCUCAGGCAGCACAGAGGGGUGGAGUCAGUCCCACAGCCAGGAGCGGCACUUUAAUGCUUCAGCUGGAUGGUCUUCCUACUGGAGACGCUGUUAAGGCUGAUCGAUCAGCUGGCAGACUGACUGGAUCUAUGAUGGAGCUGCAGACGCUACAGGAGGCUCUGAAGGUGGAGAUCCAGAUCCAUCAGAAACUGGUGUCCCAGAUGAAGCAGGACCCUCAGAACGCAGAUCUGAAGAAGCAGCUCCACGAACUGCAGGCUAAAAUCACAGCACUCAGCGAGAAGCAGAAGAAGGUGGUGGAGCAGCUGAGGAAGGAGCUGAUGAAGCAGGAGCCGGAGGGGAAGCUGUACCUCCAGACUCCUGCAGGAGGAGACGUGAAGCAGAGCCCUCAGCAGACGCUGAUGGUGACGCCGCUCCUCACCACUAAGACUCUACCUCUGGUUCUGAAGGCGCUGCCCCCCACUGUCGCCGUGGUAACUGCAGCCAUCACCAAACCUGACCUGCAGAGCGUGCCCAUCAACCUGCAGGUGGCCAGCAAGCUGACUAAUCAGAGUGCAGAGCCUGUGAGGCUGGUGACCAAGAACGCCAUGGUGAUGCAGGCCACCACCACCUCGGCCCAGCCAAUCAAAGUUCCUCAGUUUGUCCCUCCUCCUAGACUGACGCCUCGACCCACCUAUCAGCCACAGGUCCGGCCCAAACCGCUCCCGCCCUCCAACACCAACGUGCACAUCGCCCCGGCGCCCCCUCCCCCCAUGAUGGCGGCCCCCCAGCUGCUGCAGCGGCCCCUCAUGCUGGCCACCAAGCUGUCCUCCUCCUCUCUGCCCUCAGCGGCUCCCAUCCACCAGGUGCGCAUCCUGAACGGUCAGCCGUGCAGAGAGAGCAGCAACACGCUGACGGGCAUCGUGAUCACCACCCCCCCGAUGAUGACCACAACACGCCUCGCCAGCAGUGCCCUCCUGACCCCCGUCCUGACCCCCGCCCUGAAGCCCGCCCCCAACAAGCCCAUCCAGAUCAGCAGCCUGAAUGCAGAGCCCAAGACUGUUAAACCCGGAGGUGGAUCUGAGCAGAAGCUGGUGAAACUGGCCUUCAUGGUGUCUCUGGGCCUCGUCACACACGAUCACCUGGAAGAAAUCCAGAGCAAACGGCAGGAGAGGAAGAGGAGAACGACAGCCAACCCGGUGUACAGCGGCGCCGUGUUCGAACCCGAGAGGAAAAAGAGUGCAGUGAGUUACCUGAACAGCCCUCUGCACCAAGGGACCAGGAAGAGAGGUCGCCCUCCUAAAUUCAGCGCUGAAACACAGGAUGCUUUUGGGGUGUUCCCCUCUAAUAACCACUCAGAACACAUUCUAACCCCCAGUAACCCUCUGUGUGGGCUCAGACUAAACACACCAUGUCCAUGAGAUAUUAAACUACACCUCAUGGUGCCCCCCCGGCCUCUGCGUGGUGGGGCUACGCUGGAAACUGAUUGGUCCAAUUCUUCCUCACAGGGAGACAUCCAUGAGGAUUUCUGCACUGUGUGCAGACGCAGUGGCCAGUUGCUCAUGUGCGACACGUGUUCUCGUGUUUUUCACCUGGACUGCCUGGACCCCCCCCUGAAAACCAUUCCUAAAGGCAUGUGGAUCUGUCCCAAAUGUCAUGAUCAGAUCCUGAAGAAAGAAGAAGCCAUCCCCUGGCCCGGCACUCUGGCUAUUGUUCACUCCUACAUCGCCUACAAAGAAGCUAAAGAAGAGGAGAAGCUGAAGCUGAUGAAGUGGAGCUCUGAACUGAAGCUGGAGCGAGAGCAGCUGGAGCUCAGAGUCAAACAGCUCAGCAACUCCGUAACGAAAUGCAUGGAGACCAAAAACACGAUCCUGGCUCGGCAGAAAGACAUGCACCUGUCUCUGGAGAAGGUCAAGCACCUGAUCCGUCUCAUCCAAGCCUUCAACUUCAACCAGGCUCUGAAGGAGGACGUCCAGGAGUCUGCUGCUGCCACCGUCUCUGAAGCAAACUCUGUGGAGAAUGUGAAGGCUGAGAGCUCCUCCUCCUCCACCUCCCCCAACAACACCACCACCACCACCAACACCACCACCAGCAGUAACAGUAACACUGGUGGAGACGAGAAAGCAGAGCAGCCCGGAGCGCCAGGGAACAUCCAGGCAGCCGGAAACACCGAGAGCAAGGCUGUCGUAGAGGCUUCAGAGCUAACAGCAGAUAACAGCCGACUGGAGGGACGGGGAUCCAGGCAGGAAAAGAUAUUCAGGUCUUCCUAGUCUUCAGAAGAAGUGCUUUCUGUUCCUGAACCUGCUGGACUGGCGUUCUCAACACAGUGGUGAUCUCUGCUUUCUGUCCAACCCUGAACUGCCAAAUGAUGUUGUCUCCAGAUCCAGCAGGGACCAGGCCGUCUACGGAAAGAUCAAAUCAUUGGCGUUGUGAGAUGUAUAGAUGCGUCCCCAGAUCGAGACAGGAGAGCUUACUAAACAAUAACCGAGGAUCUUCGGGUCUCAAAGGAACCACAAGUCCUGAGAUUAAAGCACAAGCUUGCUGCAAAGAAGAGCUUUUUGUAUGUGAUAUGGAAACAGAGUAUGCAUCUCUUUGUUGUGAUGUGACUUAUCCCCACAUUGCCAAUAUUUUUCUAGGAGGAAAUCCAAAACCUCUGUGUGACAUUGAAGGUGUGUUCCUGGGUUAGCAUCUCUCCCCUCUCUGGAGCUCGUCUGAGUUUCUCCGCUGAAUCAUGACUUCUGGCUCCGCCUCCACUAACGGUGCUUUCUGUUGGAGCUGUUUCUGCUUCACGUGUAGUCGUGAAAACUCGUAUUCACCGCUGAGAAGCCAUGAAGACGAUUGUCCUGAAAUCAUGAGAAGCUGGUUUUCCUGACGGGGAGUUAGCAGCCAUGCUAGUGGCCACGAGACGGCCUCAAUUUGGAGAUCUCUCUCUGGAGCCUCACGUUUAGUGAAAUAUCUCAACACUAGUUUAGCUAACGUUUCAGAUAUUCGCCACCAGGCCUUUCUUCAGACGUCUCAGUAAAGGAUCUCCCGGGACUCUGUUUUAUGACCAGAUUCACGUUAGCGUUGCCACUGUUAGCAUGCUAACUAUAGCAAUUAGCUCUAAUGGAAGAAGCUGCUAGCAUGGCUGUAGACUCGUGUUAGGAUGACAUUCUUAAAUAAUAUGAAUAAAUAAUAAACCUACAAUGUGUUCCCGCGCAACAGAACAGAACAGAGUGCUAUGGCUGUCUUAAACGUGGGAAUUAAAGUUAAAUGAAAACACAACAAACUACUUCCUGUCUGAAACUAAGCCAGCGCUGAAUGGUCCUGAGUUUCCUCUGUUAGAUUCAGAGGAUUCUCCCGGACGAUGCGUUUCUGUUUCGUGGGAACGUGGUUCUGUAGUCGUGAGCGCAGCGGUGAAUACGAUGUGAGGCGACUUUAAAAACAAGGUGUUACAUGUGUGUCUUUUUUUUUAUCAUAUCAUAUUGUACCAACAUAUCGAAACACACCAUGUUUGAGUUUCUGACGUCAGCUGUACAAACUGCCUUCAUCAGGAGACCCCGAGCAGAAGAGACGGUUUCUACGACAAGGACAACAGGAAGUGGACGCUUGUUCCUCCUGAUUCUCCAUCGAUCGGUUUUAAACGGUUUUCUUUGCCCCCCCCCCCCCCCCCCC